AUGGUGGUGGUGGUGAUGGUGGUGGUGUUGGUGGUGGUAGUGGCAGCGAAGGUGGCGGAGGCAGCGGAGGCGGCCGAGGCGACGGCGGUGGUGACGGUGGUGGUGGUGGCGGCGGCGGUGGCGUUGGGGGUGGUGGUAGUGGUGGAGGUGGUGGUGGCGGCGGCGAUGGCAGCGACGGUGAUGGUGGUGGUUGUUACUGGUGGUUGUGGUGGCGGUGGUGGUGGUGGUGGUUGUCAUGCCGGCGACGGUGGUGGUGGUUGUGGUGGGGGUGGUGGUGUUAGUGGUUGUGAGGAUGGUGCUGGUGGUGGCGGCGGCGGCAACGGUGGUGGUUGUUAUGGUCGUGGUGAUGGUGGUGGUGGUUGUGGGGGUGGUGGUGGGGGUGGUCGUGGAGGUGUUAGUGGUGGUGUGGGUGGUGCUGGUGGUGGCGGAUACAACGGUGGUAGUGGUGCUGGAGGUGGUGACGAUGGUGCUGGAAAUGUUUUAAAGUCUUG
Molecule: messenger RNA, 491 nt
Organism: Vigna radiata var. radiata (mung bean)
Lineage: Eukaryota; Viridiplantae; Streptophyta; Magnoliopsida; Fabales; Fabaceae
Product: ctenidin-3-like
Exons: 3
Source: RefSeq, a predicted model, not a curated record